GGGUAGGAGGCGGGGCUAAACCGGCCAGAGGCUGCAGGAACAGAGCAGGGUUUAUUCCUUCAUCUCGUUUGCAUUCCUUGGGGGUCCACUUUGUCAAGAUCUGGGGUACAGAAGUGCACAAGAAUUUAUGGCCAAGUUAAGAAGAGACUGACAAUGGACAGAAACGCGCCAUGGCAUACUGUGAUAAUUGCUAUGAAAAAGUAUUACGAGGAAAUAUUCUUUCAGUAAAAGUGUAUUUAAUGCCUACUAUGUAAGGAGGAGGUAAUCAGUUAGGGAGUAGUCCUGGAAGGACUUUAUAUUUAAUCUGAGGUAUUUAUAUUAAGUCUAAGAACUGAAGGAUGAGCCCAAGUUAAGCAGAAAAGAUGGACACUGUUUCCUAAACUGUGGGAUAUAUAAACCAUUUGGGGUGACCGAAAGGAUGUAAGGAUGCAUGUAUAUACAGGACAUUAAGUAACACUGAAAGGCAGAGUGAGAAAGUCUUGUUUCAAACUAAAGAGAAAGUGUGUUUGCGACUGAAUUUCCAUAUUGAUUAGUCAACAGUGGAAAAUCUGAAGAGAUGCAAGCUGGAAAAAGAAACUAAACCAGCGAGCAAGGCAAUAACUGUCGGUUUGUCGAAAGACAUCAGUGCUGGGCCCCAAGCUGAGUCCCCUGUGCAGGAUGCACCAGGGUUCACCUCUGCGCUCCUGCCCUUGUCCCCACAGGCCUGAAGAGUGAUGCGACAGGCAUGAUGGAGGUCGAGUCCUCCUACUCGGACUUCAUCUCCUGUGACCGGACGGGCCGCCGGAACGCAGUCCCUGACAUCCAGGGAGACUCCGAGGCCGUAAGCGUACGGAAGCUGGCUGGCGACAUGGGCGAGCUAGCCCUCGAGGGCGCAGAAGGACAGGCGGAGGUGGGCACCCCAGACAAGGAAGGUAGCAACCAGCCCAAGAGCAGCGAUGGGACCACCUCAUCUUGAACAUGACCUUGCCCGAGGAGGCUGGAAGAGUGACGCACCGUGGACGGAAGCCCUGGCACUGGCCCAGCAGCCUUUCCUCUGAGCAAUGUGUUCCAGGCAAGCCAGGCCAGACUGAAAGGCAGCCCCAGAGGCUCCCGUGGCCCCUACCCUGGGAAGGCCCUCUGCCCACACCCCCAGGCUCCACGCUCCCACCACCUCCUCACUUGCCCGGGUACACUUUCAAGACACUGUAACCACAGGAUGUUAUUUAUUCAGCAGGUGCUGGGACUCGGGGGCUGGGUCCUGCCACCUGGGUGAACAGCUGGGGCAGGGACCGCAUUCUAGCUCUGCCCCCUCUUCUCCAACCCAGCCAGCCUUCUGUGUCAGGACCUUCUUAUCCCUUUUUUAAGAAGCACUUUUAAACUUUUUAGAAACUUUAAACCUUUUCUCAGCAGAGAGGGAGGGAGCUGACAAUUUACCUUUUAUUUUGGAAGCCAUUGUAAGUUAAACUCUUUGACCAUCUAUGCAGCUCUGAGGUUCCCUCAUGGAGCUUCACAGAUCCAUUUUUAGCGAAGGGAUCUUGUGCUCAAAACUCUCUGAUUAACUCUUUGCCCUUUCUACCAAGAUAAGUGACACCUAGGACCCAGGAAAUAAAUGCUGAUGAUUUGUGUGA
This is a messenger RNA of Globicephala melas (long-finned pilot whale), 1607 nucleotides long. It is a transcript of the gene PKIG, whose product is annotated as cAMP-dependent protein kinase inhibitor gamma. The record is from RefSeq and is a predicted model, not a curated record. Lineage: Eukaryota; Metazoa; Chordata; Mammalia; Artiodactyla; Delphinidae. Gene Ontology annotation, cellular component: cytoplasm; nucleus. Gene Ontology annotation, biological process: negative regulation of cAMP-dependent protein kinase activity. Gene Ontology annotation, molecular function: cAMP-dependent protein kinase inhibitor activity.